This is a messenger RNA of Vanessa atalanta (red admiral), 959 nucleotides long. RefSeq names its product brachyurin-like. Gene Ontology annotation, biological process: proteolysis. Bases 24 to 914 code for a protein of 296 amino acids. The transcript has 5 exons. The record is from RefSeq and is a predicted model, not a curated record. Lineage: Eukaryota; Metazoa; Arthropoda; Insecta; Lepidoptera; Nymphalidae. Gene Ontology annotation, molecular function: serine-type endopeptidase activity.
GGGACCCAUUUACUCCUUCCACAAUGAAAUUAGCAGUGGUACUUGUGUCUUUUAUCGCUUACGUUUCAGCCAAGUCAUACCCCCAGGACUUGUCUGACGUAAACCCCGCCUAUGGAUACUUAACAAAAUACGGUAUCCCCGAAGGUGAAAGAAUUCAAAAGGCUGAAGAAGACUACUUAAGAACACCAUCUGCAAAAAUUGUUGGAGGAUCUCCCGCUGCUGUAGGACAAUUCAAAUAUCAGGCCGGUUUGAUUAGCGAUAUCAUCGGCAUCACUGGCAGAGGUGUGUGUGGUGGUUCCCUUAUCACCCCUAAUCGUGUCUUGACCGCGGCUCACUGCUGGUAUGAUGGCAGGAACCAAGCUUGGAGAGUAACCGUUGUUCUCGAAUCUAUCCUCCUCUUCAGCGGUGGUACAAGAAUUGAGAGUACUGAUGUCGAAAUGCACCCUCACUGGUUUCCACUAUUCAUUUUAAAUGACAUUGCUGUCAUCCGGCUGCCUAGAAAUGUACAACUAUCUGAGACCAUUGGAACGAUUGCUUUACCUACUGGAUCUCUUAGUACAGAAGACUUUGUCGGAGAAGCUGCAAUUGCUUCCGGUUUUGGAAUAACUAAAGAUGGUGGUGGUAUUUCUGCGGACCAGUUUUUGAGUCAUGUCACCAUGGAUGUCAUUCCAAAUUUUUUGUGCUCACUGGCUUAUCCAACGGCUAUCCGACCAUCAAAUAUUUGCACAAGAACUGCCGGAGGCACUAGCACCUGCAGAGGAGACUCUGGUGGUCCUCUCGUUGUUUAUAGGAAUGACACACCAUUAUUGAUUGGUGUAACUUCCUUCGGAUCUGUUUUUGGCUGUGAAAUUGGUAUGCCCGCUGCAUUUGUCAGAGUGUCAUCGUUCCUUGAUUUCAUCCACGAAAAUCUUUAAGAUAAAAUAUUACGGAUAAGUUUUAAUAAAAUGCCUAACAAAUAA